GGAUUUGCCUUUUGUUAUUGGUAUAUGCUCGGGAAACAGCAAGCAGGGACGACGGCGUUGGGAGCUAUGCCUGUUCCAGACCAGCCAUCGUCUUCUGACAAGACAAGUUCACUUAGCCCUGUCCUGAAUACAUCUAAUGGAGAUGGAUCUGAAACAGAGACCACAUCUGCCAUUCUGGCAUCAGUCAAGGAACAGGAGUUACAGUUUGAAAGGCUUACACGAGAACUGGAGGCUGAACGCCAGAUUGUAGCCAGCCAGCUGGAGAGAUGUAAACUUGGAUCUGAAACUGGAAGCAUGAACAGCAUUAGUUCAACGGAGGAACAGUUUCACUGGCAAACUCAAGAUGGUCAGAAGGACAUAGAAGAUGAGCUCACAACUGGUCUUGAACUUGUUGACUCUUGUAUUAGAUCUCUGCAAGAGUCAGGAAUACUUGAUCCACAGGACUAUUCAACUAGUGAAAGGCCCAACCUUCUAUCCCAGAGUGCACUUCAGCUCAAUUCCAAACCUGAAGGGUCUUUCCAGUAUCCAUCUAGCUACCAUAGCAACCAGACCCUUGCCCUCGGUGAAUCAGCAACAUCACAGCUCCCAGCCCGCAGCAAUCAAGCCAGAGCUGCUAUACAGAACUAUAGCCAGGUCACCGCCGGCCGGACAGCCCACGUCGCCGGCUCGGAGCCGUCGCCGCCUCCUCUGUCUCAGCCGCUGCCCAGGGAGUCUUUCGCGCCGAGCCAUGGUAGCGCUUUCCACUUACCGGACUCCUCCUCUUCCUCGCAGCAGCAGCACUCGUCGGCCCUUUACUACUCGAGCUCCACGCUGCCGGCGCAGAGAGUGAGCUCGCCCUUGUCCAUGCAGCAGGUAGGCUCGCCGACCAAGCUCCAGCGGGCGGGUUCAGCCUCCGAGAGCGCCGGCGGGGGCUACAGCACCACUCAGCGAGUCUCCUCCCCCAAGCAGUCGCCCAGCCGCCUCGCCAAGUCCUACAGCACCAGUUCGCCCAUCAACAUCGUCGUCUCCUCGGCGGGGCUCUCUCCUUCCCCCAUCCGGGUCACCUCCCCGCCCACCAUCCAGUCCAACAUCUCCUCCUCGCCCAUCCAUCAGCUGAGCUCCACCAUCGGUACCUACGCGACUCUAUCGCCGACCAAAAGGCUGGUCCAUCCCUCCGAGCAGUACAGCAAACAUUCCCAGGAACUGUAUGCCACGGCCACCCUGCAGAGACCUGGAAGCCUAGCAGCUGCAUCCCGGGCUUCUUACACCAGCCAGCAUAGCCACCUAGGCUCUGAGUUAAGGGCACUGCAGUCUCCAGAGCACCACAUAGAUCCUAUUUACGAAGACAGAGUAUAUCAGAAGCCCCCUAUGAGGAGUCUCAGCCAGAGUCAGGGGGACCCACUUCAACCAGCACAUACAGGCACAUAUCGCACUAGCACAGCCCCAUCUUCCCCUGGUGUCGACUCCGUACCCUUACAGCGCACAGGCAGUCAGCACGGCACACAGAAUGCAACAGCGACCUUCCAGAGGGCCAGCUAUGCAGCAGGCCCAGCCUCCAAUUAUGCAGACCCCUACCGACAGCUGCAGUAUUGUCCUUCUGUUGAAUCACCAUACAGCAAAUCUGGACCAGCCAUCCCACCUGAGGGAACCUUGGCUAGGUCACCUUCAAUUGAUAGCAUUCAGAAAGAUCCCAGGUUUCCUGGCAGGACCUGUAUAAUUAAAUUCACAACUACUGCAAAAAAGAAAAGAUCUUUCAUGAAUCCUUUUUCCUGGAUGAAGGUUGCCUCCACUAAGAUUUCAAAUACGCAUUCAAAUGUAGAGUUUGGAUGGAGAGAUCCAGAACUUCCAGAAGUCAUUCAGAUGUUACAACAUCAGUUCCCCUCAGUACAAUCCAAUGCUGCUGCCUACUUACAGCAUCUCUGCUUUGGAGACAAUAAAAUAAAAGCUGAGAAACAGGAUUGCCAAGAUCAAAGUAUAAGAAGACAAGGAGGAAUACAAUUACUAGUGGACCUAUUGGACCAUCGAAUGACAGAAGUCCACCGUAGUGCCUGUGGAGCUCUGAGGAACUUGGUGUAUGGAAAGGCCAAUGAUGACAACAAAAUUGCUUUGAAAAACUGUGGGGGUAUCCCAGCAUUAGUACGAUUACUGCGCAAGACUACAGAUUUGGAAAUCAGAGAACUAGUCACAGGAGUUCUCUGGAAUCUGUCAUCUUGUGAUGCACUAAAAAUGCCAAUUAUCCAGGAUGCCCUUGCAGUGUUGACCAAUGCAGUGAUCAUUCCUCAUUCAGGAUGGGAAAACUCCCCACUCCAGGAUGACCACAAAAUACAGCUUCAUUCAUCACAGGUGCUGCGCAAUGCCACUGGGUGCCUAAGGAAUGUCAGCUCUGCUGGAGAAGAAGCCCGCAGAAGAAUGAGAGAAUGUGAUGGACUUACUGAUGCAUUGCUGUACGUGAUUCAGUCUGCUCUAGGGAGCAGUGAAAUUGAUAGCAAGACCGUUGAAAACUGUGUGUGCAUUUUAAGGAACCUCUCAUACAGACUUGCUGCAGAAACUUCUCAGGGACAACAAAUGGGGACAGAUGAGCUUGAUGGCUUACUUUGUGGUGAUGCCAAUGGAAAAGAUACUGAAAGUUCAGGAUGUUGGGGCAAAAAGAAGAAGAAAAAGAAAUCUCAAGAUCAGUGGGAUGGUGUAGGUCCUCUCCCCGACUGUGCAGAACCACCAAAAGGAAUCCAGAUGCUGUGGCACCCAUCCAUAGUCAAACCCUACCUCACGCUUCUCUCUGAGUGCUCAAAUCCAGACACAUUGGAAGGGGCAGCAGGUGCACUACAGAAUUUGGCUGCAGGUAGUUGGAAGUGGUCAGUCUAUAUCCGUGCUGCUGUACGGAAAGAAAAAGGCCUGCCAAUACUGGUAGAGCUGCUUCGAAUAGACAAUGACCGAGUAGUAUGUGCGGUUGCAACAGCUUUACGGAAUAUGGCCUUAGAUGUCCGAAAUAAAGAGCUAAUAGGCAAGUAUGCUAUGCGGGACCUAGUUCACCGGCUUCCAGGAGGUAAUAACAGUAACAGUUCAGGAAGCAAGGCCAUGUCUGAUGAUACCGUUACUGCCAUUUGUUGUACCUUGCAUGAAGUCAUCACAAAAAACAUGGAGAAUGCCAAGGCCUUACGGGAUGCAGGAGGAAUCGAGAAGCUUGUUGGCAUUUCCAAGAGUAAAGGAGACAAGCACUCACCAAAAGUAGUGAAGGCAGCAUCUCAGGUCUUAAAUAGCAUGUGGCAGUACAGAGACCUGAGAAGUCUCUACAAGAAGCGGGUGGCCCCAGACUUCAGAGUGGCUGAGGACAGAGGAUUUUCACCUACCAAUCAUUCUGAGUCAUGGCACGCUCAGCAUACCCUCUCCCAGAAUCAAGAAACCAGAAUCUAUUCCCAAACCCAGGAUGGGUGGUCACAAUAUCACUUUGUAGCCUCAUCUUCAACAAUAGAGAGAGAUCGGCAAAGACCAUACUCAUCAUCACGCACUCCUUCCAUCUCUCCAGUGCGCAUGUCUCCCAACAAUCGCUCAGCAAGUGCCCCAGCAUCACCUCGGGAAAUGAUCACUUUAAAAGAAAGAAAAACAGACUACGAGUCAACUGGAACAAAUGCUACUUAUCAUGGAAAUAAAGGAGAGCACACUUCCAGAAAAGACACAAUGACAGCUCAGAACACUGGAAUCUCUACUUUGUACAGAAAUUCUUAUGGUGCACCUGCUGAAGAUAUUAAACACAACCAGGUUUCAACACAGCCAGUUCCACAGGAGCCCACUAGAAAAGAUUAUGAACCAUAUCAGCCAUUUCAGAAUUCAACAAGAAACUAUGACGAGUCCUUCUUUGAGGACCAAGUGCAUCAUCGCCCACCUGCAAGCGAGUACAAUAUGCAUCUGGGACUCAAGUCCACCGGCAACUAUGUCGACUUCUACUCAGCUGCUCGGCCCUACAGUGAACUCAAUUAUGAAACAAGUCACUAUCCAGCAUCUCCAGAUUCCUGGGUUUGAGAUUUGGGCAAGAAAAAAAAAGGUCCGGGAACUGUGCAUGUGCAUGCAUACCACGAGACAUUCUUUUCCUGCAAAUUUAGUUUGUUAAAGCCUGUUCCAUAGGAAGGCCCUGAUAAUCAGUGUGGAAAACUUUUAAGAUACUUUUAGAUGGCUAAAAGAAUUGGACGUUAAGCACGGGAGGGUCAUUAGAAAGGGGGGAAAUGUAUAUCUAUUUCUGUAUCUAUAUAAUCCUGUCUCUCUAUAUAUAGAUAUAGAAAUAUAUUGUGUGGGGGCAGCUUUACAGUUGACCCUUGUAUGUAGAAUGUAAAACAAAUAGUGCUGUACACUGAAUGUGGCUGAAGGAAAGUGGGGAAGGUGCAACAGCCGAUAUAGGUCCAGAGUUAAGCACAAGAAAAUGAACAGUUUACAAACCUUAAGGGGGACAGCUUCUCACACUUUGUUUCCUCUCCUCAUCCAUUGUGAAUCUAGGCUUCAAGUUGCAUUUGGGGUUUCCUCUGUACAGCAAGAUGUUUCUUGCCUUUUGUUAAUGCAUUGUUGUAAAGUAUUUGAUGUACAUUACAGAUUUAAAGAGUGAGAGAGCGAGAGAGCAGUGCAUUGUGUAUAUUACACCAAUGCCACAGUGUUUCUUCAUCUAUGGUUCUAAAUAUUGCUUCAAUUUCAAAACUUUGAAAUAUGUAUGAAUUUCCAGGGGGGAGGGGAUGUUUUUCUUUCUUUUUUUCUUUUUCUUUUCCCCAGUGCGUUUUAACAAAAGAAAACAAAAACAGAAUAUUUAGCAGUAUUGUUCGUUCUGAUAUGUGAAUUUGUUUGUGGCAACUAAAAAAAAGGCAUUCAGCAGUUUCUGACAAUUAACAUUCAUCAUUCCACACUCCUUGUCAAUGAAGUGCUUUUUCACUGCCUAAAAUUUUAGAUGUAGAUAUUUGAAAUAGAUUUUUUCAUUUAUACCAGUUUUCUUUAUGAUGAU
Messenger RNA from Rhineura floridana, 4957 nucleotides. RefSeq names its product catenin delta 2 (gene CTNND2). The record is from RefSeq and is a predicted model, not a curated record. Gene Ontology annotation, molecular function: cadherin binding. The coding region runs from base 25 to 3996 and encodes 1323 amino acids. Lineage: Eukaryota; Metazoa; Chordata; Lepidosauria; Squamata; Rhineuridae. Gene Ontology annotation, biological process: dendritic spine morphogenesis; cell-cell adhesion; cell-cell junction assembly. The transcript has 26 exons. Gene Ontology annotation, cellular component: plasma membrane; postsynaptic density; adherens junction.